Messenger RNA from Rotaria sp. Silwood2, 5543 nucleotides. Lineage: Eukaryota; Metazoa; Rotifera; Eurotatoria; Philodinida; Philodinidae. The record is from the annotation of a GenBank genome assembly.
AUGAGAAUAGCUUUAUGGCAACGGACGAGAGGAGCUCAACAUACUGUGUAUCGUAUGAAUCAGCAAACUUCAAAUGAAAUUGAUGCGUCUCAUAUUGCUGAUUGUUUAUAUUACUUCGUUCCCCAUGACAAUAUUGAAUCGAAGUCGCAAGAUUCACAAUUACAUCAUCGUGAGUUGAUUCCAUACUGUAUUCCAGUUGAUGACGAAUUAGCCACAUAUAUUCCAAAAUUCACUCAAGGUCGACCAAUAACAUUCGAUGAUUUACGUCGAAAGAAUGUUACUAGUGAAUUAUUGUAUUCCUGGUCUACAUCAGUUGAUCUUGUAGAAGAUUAUGAAAUCUAUUUAAAAAAUGGCACAAUUAUUAAAGAUUCAUCCGCAACGACUUUCUAUAAUUGUUCUCCAAGUUGGUUUGGACAACGGUGCCAAUACACAUUCAAUGAAUAUCUUUCAUUCGUACAGCCUACUUUUACAUAUGUAGUAACCCAAGUCUUUGAUAUUAAAUUGAAAAGCUAUACGAUUAAUACUGACAAUACUCCUCACAAACAUACCAUUUAUUCAUGUUAUACCCAUAUAAAGUGCAGAAAUAAUAUACCAUCUAUAUGUAUUGAUUGGCGUGAGAUAUGUGAUGGUAAGGUUGAUUGUUUAGAUGAUGGACAAGAUGAAAUGUUUUGUGCGGAACUCGAGAUGAACGAAUGUUCUGAAGAUGAAUAUCGUUGUCAUAAUGGUGCUCAAUGUAUUCCGAAAGAGAUGUUUAAUGAUGAUAGAUUCAAUCCUGAAUGUCUCGAUGGUUCGGAUGAACCUAAAUUUUCAUUAAAUAAUAGAUGUGUUGGAGAUCCAUCUUUUCGUUGUGAGGAACGAUCAUGCAUCAAUUCUUUAUAUUUUUCAUGUGGUGAUGGUGAAUGUGAUUCAACACCUUUUCUUUUUAUUAGAGAAUUUAUUGAUGAAAGCAACUCAUGUCGAAAUGGACGUCAUCGUUUUGUGUAUGAUAUUAUUUUGUCUCAAAACAAAAAUAGGCAUGUAAAUCGUGAUUGUUGGAAAGCUAUGUUUGAACUUUUUAGUUAUCAUGGUGAAUACGUUGAUAUUCAUUCGAGCCAUCCAUGUUCUAUUGAUCAAUUAACUGAAAAAUGUUUAAGAAUUAUCCAGAGUAGUUGCCAGUCAACACCACAAUUUGUCUUUCCAAGAUCUUCGGCGGCAUUUUUACGUGAGAUUGAUUUAGUCUACGAUAUUCAUUUAAUUUCGAGUGAUAGAAACUCUGACUUGCGACCGAAUUACAUAUGUUUCGCUAAUCAACGAUGCUCCGAAUAUUUCCAUCAAACUACACAAAUAGCUAAUAAAACUGGAUGUUUACGUUUACCAUAUUCAUUUGGAACUGAUAGUGAUAUCGAUCUGAUGACAGAUGAAUGGUAUUAUAAUCUAAUAGAUUUAGUUCGAAUGUGUAUUCCAGUUGAUAAAACUGCACUCAAUAUGACCCAUUGUCGAGCAGAUAAUCUUAUACAUUGUCAGUUCAGUCAACAUUGUAUAUCAAAACAUCGUUUAAUGGAUACUUUUAAUGAUUGUUAUCUUAAUGCGGAUGAAGAAGAGUUACUUGAACAAACGAGUUGUUCAUUAAAUGACAAUUAUCGUUAUAAAUGUUCAAUCAAAAACUAUAAUGGAGUUGAAACAGUAUGUCUAUCAUCAAUAUUGAAUGAAUAUGAUAGAGAAGAAAUUUGCCUGGAUGAUAAAGAUGUGUCGGAUCGAAUUAGAGAAGAUAGCAUCCAAACACCACCAUUCAGUUUUCUAUGUGAUGGGUUUGUUGAUAUGGAUAAAAUUGACAAUGAAACAGAUGAGACUCAUUGCGAAGAUUGGUCAUGUGAUAAUGUUUACACACGAUGUGAUGGAAUAUGGCAUUGUCUGAAUGGACUUGAUGAAGCUAAUUGUAAUGAUUUACUUUGUCCAUCGUAUACUUUUCCAUGUCUUUUGCCAUCGAAUAAUACACUGAUAUGUUUACCACUAUCUAGAAUGAAUGAUAAUAUAACUGAUUGUAGAGGUGCGACAGAUGAACGUCUAUUUUGUCGUCAUCAUUAUCCGAAUCGAAAAACACAUCGUUACAGAUGUUGGAAUGACAGUACAUGUGUCGAUACGAAUCGUCUAUGCGAAAAAGAUCCUAAGUUUUGGCAAUAUCCAUCCGAGUAUAAUGAUUGUACAGUACACGGUGAUGAUGAGAUUUUUUGUCCGUCGCAUUAUGCUAAUGUUGGUAUUUGUGAUCCAGAAUUUAAUGGUGAUUUAACAAUUAAAGAUAAAAUUCUUUGUGCUUUAGCCGAAAAGUAUUCACGUGGAGAAGAUCGAAUUGUCCGAGAUGAACUUCACCUUUCAUUGAACUCUGCUGAUUAUUAUCCAGAUACUUUAUCUAGAAAAACAGAAACUGUAAAUGAUACAAAUAAUAACUUUUUACUCGAAUCAAGAUCACUAGAUAUAUCAUCAUGGUCUAAUAUUGAUUCUAAAACUGCAUGGUAUUGUUAUCGAGGCAUAUAUGUAAUGGUAACUUCUAGACAAUAUUUAAAGUGUCUUUGUCCACCGAGUUAUUAUGGUCCUCGAUGUGAAAAUCAAAAUCAACGUGUAAGUAUGACAUUAAUAUUUCGUAAGGAAUCAUUAUCAAAUAUAUGGCGCACCAUUGUAUUUAAUUUUUUUAUUAUGUUAAUCGACGAAGAACACACAAUUAUUUCCUAUGAACAAAUUCUUUAUUCUUCAACACGAGACUGUAAUUCAAAAUUCGAUAUCAAUUUACUAUAUGUAGAUCAGCCAAAAAGUCAAUCAAAAAACUAUAGUAUACAUAUCGAUGCGUUCAUUAAAAACAAUCUUACUUAUUAUGCCAGUUGGUAUCUACAUAUACUAUUCCCGUUUUUACCAGUAAAUCGUAUUGCUUCAGUUCUCACUAUUCCAAUAAGAGCACAAGAACCACAGAAUGAUUGUAAUGAGAAUAUUUGUAAAUCACACGGCCGAUGUAUUCGUUAUGUUUCUUCAUCAAAUUUCUUUUGUCAAUGCGAUUUAGGUUGGAAAGGACAAUUUUGUCAAAUUAAACGACAUAAUGAAGAUAAAUGUCAUUGUUCACCGAAUUCAUUAUGUAUUGAAUCUGGUCUCUGUCUGUGUCCCUUAAAUCAAUUUGGAAAUCGAUGUUAUCUGACGAGAUCGGCAUGUAAUAUAGACACAUGUUCAAAUCGAGGACUUUGUGUGCCCCAUGAUGAACGCAUAUCUGAAUCAAAUUUUACUUGUAUUUGUAACGAUGGCUAUUGGGGUAAACAAUGUGAAUAUGUGUCAACACAGGUCGAUAUUUACUUUGAUAAUAUACCUAUUCCACAAGCAAUGCAUAUACAUCUAAUAAAGGCAUAUAAGAAUAAUGAAGCAGUACAUGAACGAACGACUACAUUUACAAAAAUUCCUAUUGGUCAAGACUUUUCAUCAUUAAAGAUUUUAUCAUUAUUCAACAUUCUCCUUGUAGAAUUUCAUAAAUUGUAUUAUUUAGCUAUUUUACAGGAAGCGCUUAUAUCACGAAAAUAUAUAUCUACUCAAGUAAAUCCAUCUCGGCAAUGUUUAUCUAUUUAUAGCUUAUUAAAUUCAACGCAAUCCGCUUUACCUAUUCUUCAUCGAGUCAAGUAUUAUCAUCGCAUUUGUCGAACUUAUCGAAAUCUUGCCUGUUUUCACGAUGAUAUUUACAUGUGUUUGUGUAAUUAUGAACGACAAGCUAAUUGCUUUUUAUUCGAUCAUAAUAUGACAUACGAUUGUCAAAGUGCAACUUACUGCAAAAAUAAUGCACAAUGUUACCAAGAUCAUCCGAAAUGUCCAACAAAAUUCUUAUGUGUUUGUUCUGAAUGUUUCUAUGGUUCCCGGUGUCAAUUUUCGACAGAAGGUGCCUCAUUUUCACUCGAUUUGAUAUUGACUUAUCAGAUACGACCGAAUACUUCUCUUACAAAUCAAAAUUCAAUAGUCACAGUUGGCGUAUUCAUGGCAAUCAUCAUAUUAAGCUUAGGCUUUAUUAAUAGUUUAUUUUCCACAAUCACUUUUCGAUUUAAACAAUCUCAACAAGUCGGAUGUGGCAUUUAUUUAAUAACAGCAUCAUUGGUAUCAUUUAUUCCGAUAGUCAUGCUUGCAUUAAAACUUUGCUUUAUUUUUCUGGUACGAACAUAUUCGACGACCGAUCCAAUAUAUUUUUCUAUUGGUUGUAUACUUAUUGAUUUUAUUCUGCAAAUAACGUUAAAUAUGGAAAAUUGGUUAACUGCUUGUGUAGCUAUAGAACGAGCAAUUAACGCAUGCAAAGCAGCCAAUUUUAAUAAAAUGAAAAGUAGAUUCAUUGCUAAACGACUCGUUCCUUUCCUUAUUCUCAUUACGAUAUUAACAGAACUACAUGAUCCAUUUCAUCGUCGAUUAAUUGACGAUGAAGAUCUAUUUGAUCGAAGAACCCUUUGUAUUGUCAUAUAUACUUCAGUAAUGAAACAAUUCAAUCGUACACUUAAUAUUAUCCAUUUUAUUAUACCAUUCAUUAUAAACAUCAUAUCUGCAAUAACGAUUAUCAUUGUUACCACUCGACACCGUGCAUCGACCCAUAAACAGCUCGCUUUUAAGAAACAUUUACAAAAACGUAUAAAGGAGCAUAAACAUCUGGUCAUUUCAUCCAUUAUUCUUAUUCUUUUAACAAUACCCCGUGUGGUCUUUAUGUUUCUUUCGGGAUGUAUGAAGUCCAUUCGUGAUCCAUGGUAUUUUCUUGCUGGUUACUUUGCUUCGUUUUUGCCUUCAAUUUCUACAUUCGUCACUUUUGUAGUACCUUCGAAAGUAUACAGAGAAACUUUUUUCGGAGCAAUGCGACUGAUUUUCUGCCGCAAAUAAUAUAAAGGGUGUCCCAUAAGUUAUGGGCCUCGAUAAAAAUUAUUUUCUAUAUAAACAAAGAGUCACCAAUACCUAACUAUAUUUAUAUAAGCUUCGAGCCUAGAAGACACUCUUUAGAAUGGCUUAUUAUCAGUAGGGGUGGGAAGUUACCGUUCCCAGACCGUUACCCGGGAACGGUAACGGUAACGGUUUCUAUGGAAGGAAUUACCAGUUACCUGAGUAACUGGUAACGGGACCGUUACCAGUUACUUUUUCUUGGUAACUUUUCAAAAAGACUAAAUAUCACUUCUAUGAGACUGAAUAUUGACAAUACACCAGUAAACAAAAUUUGUAGUAACCAGUUACCUGGGAACGGGUAACGGUAACUUCCCACCCCUAAUUAUGAGAUGACAUUUCGUCAGCUCACAAUGGUAGCAUAAGCAUGAGAGUAUUGAUGAUCAAAAACCUUCGAAUCGACCAGUGUGUUUUGAAACAUUUUAGUGGACUAUAAACUGAUCGUAUGCUUAGAGAAAACGAUAUUCCGAAUCGAGAACGAAAUAUUUUCUUUCGUUCUGUUGUCAAAUGUUCAUGAUUCGUGCAGCUGGGGUGUAAGUCAGGUAAAAAUACGGGUAGUGCUUCAUAAUAUUGAUCAGAAAAGUGGCUGAAAUACUUUGUAUCACUUUCUAUGAUUGUUUCUCUACACAUAC